AUGACGAGUGAGGGCACAAUUGCGACCAUGGCGACCAAUGGAGACGGGAUAAGUGCAGGCAAGUCUUACGAGAUCGCGCUCUACGAUAGACAGAUCCGGCUGUGGGGUGUAAAGGCGCAAGAAAGAAUCCGCAAUGCCAACAUCCUGCUGGUUACUCUCAAGGGCCUAGGGAACGAGAUAGCCAAGAACCUCGUCCUCGCUGGGAUAGGCACGCUGACCAUUGUCGACGGCGGGAUCGUGCGUGAAGAAGACCUGGGGGCCCAAUUCCUGAUCACGGAAGAAAACAUCGGCCAGAGUAGAGCUGAAGCCGUCGCUCCGCAUAUACGCCAGCUGAACCCCAGAGUCAAGCUGAUCGUAGACCACGCCAACAUCAGAACGCAGCCGCCUGCCUACUACGAACAAUUCGAUCUUGUCAUCGCGACAGACCUGGACUUUGACUUGUUUUCCACCAUCAAUGCCGCCUGCCGAAUUGCGAACCGCCCUUCCUACGCAGCCGGUGUUCACGGCUUCUACGGCUUCAUAUUCGCCGACCUGAUAAGCCACACCUUUGUCAUCGAGCGAGAAAAGUCCAAUGUGCCCCCCCAGACAAACGAGACUCCCACUCGCACCGUGCUAGGCGUCACUACAAAAGUCGAAAAUGACAAGACGAUCGAGAUGGUCACCAAGCGAGAGACAUACAGCCCCUUACUACUAGCUAACUCCUCCCCCCUGCCGGAGGAAUUCACCCGCCUACCACGCAAACGAAAACAAGUGACACCUCUACUCACCUGUCUCCGUGCCCUAUGGGACUUCGAACGCCAGCACGGUGUCCCCCCCUCCUUCUCCCGUCAGGAUCUAGAAAACUACACUCGUCUAGCGAACGAACGCCAUCUGGAGCUCCAGCUUGACCCUUCAACCCUCACAGCCUCGUUCCUGCGAUCGUUCCUGCAAAACGUCGGCAGCGAAAUUAACCCCGUUGUUGCGUUUUUGGGUGGCAGUCUAGCUCAGGAUGCUAUCAAUGUGCUCAGCCAGAGAGAGCAGCCGCUUCAGAACUUUCUUAUUUUCGACUCGGAGAGGAGCGUUGCACCCGUCUAUUCGCUUCAUCCGUUCUUCCCUGAUACCACCAAUGGUCUUUAG
This is a messenger RNA of Nannizzia gypsea CBS 118893, 1116 nucleotides long. RefSeq names its product DNA damage tolerance protein rad31. Gene Ontology annotation, biological process: protein sumoylation. The record is from RefSeq and is a predicted model, not a curated record. Bases 1 to 1116 code for a protein of 371 amino acids. Gene Ontology annotation, molecular function: SUMO activating enzyme activity. NCBI's taxonomy places the organism in Eukaryota, Fungi, Ascomycota, Eurotiomycetes, Onygenales, Arthrodermataceae. Gene Ontology annotation, cellular component: SUMO activating enzyme complex; cytoplasm. The transcript has 4 exons.